UUUCUGUUCUUUUUCUGACCAUUUAACUGUGGUUUUUUUUUUUUCUUAAAACUUAAUUCGUUUGAUUGUAAAAAGGAGAAGAGUGAGAGAUGACGAGCAGAGUAGAUGUGAAAGGAAUGCCAGGGUUUAGAUUUCUGCCAACAAAUGAAGAACUCAUCGAACACUUCUUAAAGCUGAAGUUGCUUGGCUAUGAUGACCAAGUCUCUGCUGCCAUCGCCGAGAUAGAUAUCAACAAAUAUGAGCCUUGGCAACUACCUCAAUUUGCAGCCACAGAAUCAGAUAAUGAUACAUGGUACUUCUUUACUCGCCCCGAUUACAUAUUCGCAAACAGCAGACGCGCAAACAGGAAAACCAUUGGUGGGUAUUGGAAAAUUACAGGGAAGGAACGGAAAAUUCUGGGUAAAGAUAAGAAUGAGAUAGCUACCAAGAAAAGUCUGGUGUACUAUGAAGGCCGUGCGCCUAAUGGAGUGAAGACCAAUUGGGUCAUUCACGAAUAUCAUUCCAGCAUCACAUACUCUCUGGAGAGAGAUUUUGUCCUCUGUCGUUUGAAGAAAAACCAGGAUGAAGAAGACAAUGUCAACCUUGAAGAAGGCCAAUCCCAAUCCCAAUCCCAACCGAGUCAGAAAGAAAAUCCAAAGAAAAGUAAUUUCUUUCACGAGGGAUUUCAAUCACAGUGUGGCUUCAAUGGUGAGCAGGAUUUGGAGUGUCCGUCUGCGCAAGAGCUGGAGAAGUACAUGUGGAAGGAGAGGAAGGAAGGGCUUUCUCCUUCUUCUUCUUCUGGAAAACUUCAUACUGAUUUUUGCAGUAAUAAUGAUUGUAUAUAUAAGUUAGAGACGAUGUCUGACGAGCACUUGGACUGUGGAGGAGCUGAGUACGAAGGGAAGCUGACAGAGUUUGCAAAUUCACUUUUUGUCUGACUCUGACCAAAGUUGUCAACUGAAGUAUUUGUGUCAUGUACAUAUAAUCUACUGCAAUAUCUUUUGCUAGUUGGAAUGUCUGGCUGAAUGUGUUGUU
Messenger RNA from Tripterygium wilfordii, 1014 nucleotides. RefSeq names its product NAC domain-containing protein 69-like. Lineage: Eukaryota; Viridiplantae; Streptophyta; Magnoliopsida; Celastrales; Celastraceae. Gene Ontology annotation, molecular function: DNA binding. The record is from RefSeq and is a predicted model, not a curated record. The transcript has 3 exons. Bases 90 to 917 code for a protein of 275 amino acids. Gene Ontology annotation, biological process: regulation of DNA-templated transcription.